AGUUUGGAGAUAAACCCAAAGCUAUUAGGAUGCAUAGAAACACACCUUGAGAGGUGAACACAAAAAUAAAAAUGGACAGAAGACAAAGAAUGCUUCUGCAGCUGCUCAGCUUUGCUGCUCUUCUUGCUUGCGCACAUUGCCAGUGUCCGCAAGGCUGGAGGGAGAAUGAGAAUAAAUGUUACUUCUUUUCGAUUGAUCUAAAGACUUGGAGUGAGGCUAACGCGUUUUGUUUGGGGCAGCGAAGCAACCUCAUGAGCAUUCAGGACAUUCAUGAGAGGUUGUGGGUGAGGACACAAAUCGGCACAGAGAUCUUCUGGAUUGGCCUGAAUGACCAAGUUACAGAAAAUGUCUGGGAGUGGAGUGAUGGGAGUCCUUUUUUACCAUACAUAGCAUACUGGAUGCCAGGUCAGCCUGAUAACUGGGGUGAUGGGGAGGACUGUGGUCAGGUGGUAGGAUCGAGCAACGGACACUGGAAUGAUGAGAACUGCAAUGUUAAGAGGAAAUACAUCUGCAAACAUGUCAACCCGAAUCCGGCCCCACAGUGUGACUCUGCAAACGGCUGGAGUCCGUACAACUCCAACUGCUACAAGCUGAAAGCAGAGACCCGUAAGAGCUGGGUGGCAGCAAGACAUGACUGUGUUCAGGAGGGAGGAGACCUGGUGUCCAUCACCUCAGCAGGAGAAGAGCAGUACAUCACAGGAACACUGGACCCAUCAUGGCUUGAUCUCUGGAUCGGGCUUUCCACACUGAAAUGCAACAAGAUUUCAUGUCAAGUUGAAGCGGGAAACACUCAGUACACUUGGUCCGAUGCUGUUCAGUUAGGGUACACAAACUGGGCCAGCGAUGAACCUGCUGGUGAUGCGCAGGCCGGCUCAUGUGCUGCAAUCAUCAAAGAUUCAACAGAUGAAUUUGGGAAAUGGAGAUCCCAUGUGUGCAGAUAUGAGCGACCUUACAUGUGCAAACGACCAGUGAACACCAUUUGCCCUCCUGGCUGGCGGAGCUUCGCGGGCAAUUGUUACUGGAUGGUCAGUAAUAUCAAUCUGUUGACCACCUGGCAUGAGGCCUACACCAAGUGCUCUGAUAUGGGGGCCUACCUGCUGAUCAUAAACAGUCAAGAAGAGCAGUUCUUCAUAAAUGGGAACCUUCCAGACUUUCACCACGUAGAUAUUCCCGACAUCUGGAUCGGUUUAUCAGAUAAAGACCAGGAUGGGCAUUUCAGAUGGGUGGAUAAAACCGAGGUUACUUUCAGUAACUAUGGCCCUGGUUGGCCCAGAAACACUGAACACUUCUGGGACUGUGGACAAAUCUUCACAGGAAAUUAUGAGGGCAAAUGGGAAACAACCACCUGCUUCAAGAGCCUGGGUUACAUAUGCGAGAUGACCGGUGGACAGAACCCCAAACCAACUUCAACUCCUGAUUUCCACUGUGACCCUGGAUAUUUGUUGUAUGGGGACUUCUGCUACCAGUUUGAGACUGAGUCAGUGAAGAACUGGGAUGAUGCCGAGGCUCACUGUAUGAAAGAGCAGGCUCACCUGGCCAGCUUCCACUCACAGGAGGAGCUAAGCUUCCUAAUCGCUCACAUGCCAGGGGAAGCUUGGGUGGGUCUGCGUGAUGUCGCUGUUGAAGGCCAGUGGGUAUACAGCGAUGGCACUCCUGCAGACCUCCUCCCAUGGGGGCCUAACCAGCCGGACAACUGGGCUGGCAAUGAGGACUGUGCACACCUCACAGGGAUGACUCACUCACAUCCUGGCACACUCAAUGAUAUUUACUGCACCUACACAAAGGAGUUAAUCUGCAAAAAAGCCAAGGGACAAGGACCUCCUCCCCAGCCCCCAACAUCUGGACCAGGGUGGAAUGAGAAGUGUGGCGCUUGGAUGGCCGACCCUUUCAACGACUUCUGCUACCUGUUUAACUACCUGUCGAUGAGGACGUGGGCAGAGGCCCGGGCCGACUGCGUCAACCAGGGAGGAGACCUUGUCAGCAUCACUGAUCCCUUCGAACAGGCCUUCAUACAAGGUGUGAUCCAGCAGAGUCCCGUCGGUAUCUCUCUGUGGAUGGGCGGCCAUGACUCCAUCACUGAAGGCGGCUGGGAGUGGACAGAUGGCUCUCCUUUCAGAUACAUCCGCUGGAGUGCAGGUAAUCCAGACAACUAUUAUGGUGAGGACUGCCUGUCUAUACUAAUUAACAACGGCUACUGGAACGAUGAUGAGUGUUUGAACAAAAGAGGGUACAUCUGUAAGAAGAAAGGAAACACACCUGAGCCUCCUCCACCUCAUGAUGGUUUCAUGACAGCGCUCAUGUGCCAGGACUCUUCUGCUGUCCUUCACUGUCCACCUGAAAGUGUCAUUAACAUCCACUCGGCUUUCUACGGACGAAAGAGUGAUGACAUCUGUCCACACCUGGGUGACUCAUCAGGAAGCUGCACGGUGGAAGGCGUCCUUCCUUUCUAUAGAAAGAUCUGUGACAACCAUCCCUUCUGCUUUACGUACGCCCAUGUGGAGCCGGACCCCUGUCCUACAGUUUCCAAAUACCUUGAGAUCGUCUACAGCUGUGAACAAAAAGUGUGUCUGCACAGCCUGGGUCUCGAGAGCGGGAACAUCACGGACUCCCAGCUCUCUGCUUCGUCCUCUAUUGGUCUCUUCACUCCCAACAAAGCCCGUCUGAAUGGAAAUUCCUGCUGGAUGCCUUCGGGAAACCCAACCUCAAACUGGAUCCAGGUUGACCUGACCCAGACCAGAAAAGUAACAGGAGUAGUAAUCCAGGGUUGUCCUCAAAAUGACCACUGGCUCACCAAAUUUAAGAUCCAGCACAGUAUGAACGGAAUGACCUGGACUGACUACACUGCUGAUGGACAGUUUUUCCCAGGCGCAUCAGACAGAGAUAGUCCUGUAACUCAGCUGCUGGGUACACCUGUGUCAGCUCAGUACGUCCGUAUCAUCCCACUGGAGUUCAACGGACAGGCAGGCCUUCGCUUUGACGUCUUAGGGUGCACACCGGACUAUGCAGUCACAUGUGGCCAUAAGCCCAACUUCAACUUUGCCAACGAUAAAAUGACUGUCCACUGUCCAGCACACUGUGCCAAAGCUGAUUACAGAGUGUACGGCACUUCAGUAUAUCGCGGGGACUCAAACACCUGUGCUGCAGCUAUCCAUGCUGGAGUGAUAUUAAAUGAAAAUGGAGGAGACUGCACUUUGCUGAAAGCUCCAGGACAGGACCUCUAUCUAGGCUCUACCAGGAAUGGCAUCACCUCAAGACAAUACGAUGGAAGCUAUUCUGUGUCUUACACUUUUGCAGACGGGGAGCUGAGAUGUUCAGGGCCUGACUGGUAUGAGUUUGGAGAUUUCUGCUACAAACCCUUUGGAGACAAAAAAACAUGGCACGAUGCCCAGGGCGCCUGCAGGGCUCAGGGUGCCGAACUCGUAUCCAUCCUCUCGAUGACGGAGCAGAGCUGGCUGGAAAGCUACCUGUACAUGGCCACGAGUGAUGUGUGGACCGGUCUGAAUGACCUGGUUGUGACUGGUAUGUUCACCUGGUCUGACGAACACAUGGUGACCUUCACUUACUGGGCUCCAGGGGAACCCAACAACCACGAUGGGUUCAGUGAGGACUGUGUUGAGAUGUUGCACCAGACUGGCCGAUGGAACGACGUGGCCUGUACAGAACUCAAUACCUACAUAUGCAAAAUGCCCAAAGCACAUUACCCGUUGCCCUCUGCAAAGCCCACUGUGUACGGAUGCCCUCAGGACUGGGAAGCGUACGGUUACGCCUGCUACUGGAUGGAGGAGACUCCCAUGAACUGGUUGGAAGCUAAGGCUUUCUGCACAGCGCAGGACAGCUUCAUGCUGCACAUUGGAGACAUUUAUGAGCAGUCACACUUCACGGUGGCACUGUCAGGGAAGACUGGUUUGUGGUGGAUUGGCCUGCGUGCUCAUGGAGUGUCAGGUGGAGGGGUGGACUACAUCUGGGACAAUAAUGCAUCUCUCACCUUCACUCACUGGGACCGAGAUCAGCCAGAUAAUGGGGAUGGCACUUGUGUAGCGAUGACAACCGGUCCGAUCGGUGGUUUCUGGGAUGACAAGCAGUGCUCAGAGAAACACGCCUUUGUUUGUGAGAAACCCAGGCCCGACAUCAGCCCACCCACCAAGCCGCCGACUCCUCCUCCUGUAGCGGGCUGUACUGAAGGCUGGACGGGUCAGCCUCACUUCAGAUACUGUUACAAGCUCUUCCACAAAGUGGACUGGUCUCUAAAGAAGAGCUGGGGAGCAGCAAGUGAGGACUGUAUUGCCAGAGGAGCUAAUCUGGUCAGCAUCCACAAUCAGGAGGAGGAGGAGUUCCUGUCUCUGUACAGCAAAGGCAGCAGCAAGUGGAUCGGCCUCAAGCACAACCCUACAGAGGGAGGCUAUUCUUGGAGUGAUGGUACACCUCUCUCCCACACCAACUGGGGUCCCGGGGAGCCCAACAACCACGAGGGCCGCGAGGAGUGUGUUGAGAUGGUGAGCAGCACAAACGGGACCUACUCCUGGUGGAAUGAUCUCAACUGCGAUGCUCACCAGGACUGGAUAUGCAUGAUUGCUAAAGGAAAGAUCCCCAUCAACCCCCCAGAGCCCCCACCUCCUCUCCCAGCUCCUGAUUGUGGUACUAACCCCGGCUGGAGGAAGAACAACAACAUUUGCUAUUACUACAACGACACCGACAUAGUCGACUUCCACACAGCUAUGAGGCGCUGCUAUGAUGAGGAGGCCUUACUCGUCUCCAUCCUCAGCAUAGAGGAACAGGCAUACGUUAACACCAUGGUGGGGACGGGCCAGGUUGCUGCAGCUUGGAUUGGACUGAGGAUGUUUGGCAUUGCAAAUGGACAAUACAUGUGGGUCGACAUGUCACCUGUGACAUACACUCACUGGGCUCCAGGUGAGCCCAACAACGCUAACGGGGAGGAGCAGUGUGUCCAGAUGAACAGACAUCAAGGUGGAUGGAACGAUGCCAACUGUGGUCGGGCUGCAGCAGGUUACGUCUGUAAGAAGUUCCCUGGAGAUACUCACACUCAUCCUCCACCCACACAGCCCUGGGUGGGCCACUGUCCUGCAGGUUGGAUGCUUUUUAGGAACAAGUGCUUCAUGUUCAAAGGGAAGAAAAAUGACAUUAACGGCAGCUGGGACUUUGCUCGGAAUUGGUGCAAAGACCAGGGAGGACAGCUGGCAGUCAUUGAUAACCAGUAUGAGAAUGACUUUGUUUCUAGUUAUCAGAAGGACCUGGAGCUUCCCACGUGGAUCGGCCUGUCAGAUAAGGUGGCGGAGAAUCAGUAUGCCUGGAGUGAUGGGGUCAGCCCUGUGCUGUACACGAACUGGAACGACAAGGAGCCCAACAAUGCAGGAGGAACAGAACACUGCGUAGCGAUGACUAACAGCUACGUGAUGAGCGGCAAGUGGAACGAUGAUGCCUGCCACAAAAAUUACAGCUUCGUUUGCUCUAGGAAGAAAUCAAGCACCAUCAGCCCUCCACCUCCAACCAAGAGCCCUUGCCCUGAUGGCUACAUCUCCUGGUACCUGAACUGCUACAAGCUGGUGGAGAAGCCAGCGACCUGGGACGCGGCUCAGACGGCCUGCCAGCAGGAGGGAGGCCACCUGACCAGCAUCGACAUGAGCUACGACCAGGCCUUCGUGGCCGGAGUGGUCCUGCAGGGCAAAGCUGACAGCUGGAUCGGACUCAGACGCCAGGAUGACGGCACCUACCAGUGGACAGAUGGCUGGCCAGUUUUGUUCACUCAAUGGGGACCUGGAGAGCCCAGCAACAUUAAGGAUGAGGGCUGUGUCAGUAUGCACGCUUCGCCCCAUUUCCACGGGACCUGGAAUGACACCAAGUGCGACAUUGCUAAACCCUACAUCUGCAAGAUCUCCUCAGAGGAACCACCUCCGACUCCCGCCCCUGGUGACGGGAUGUGUCUGCCAUUCUGGAAACCCUACGGCCGCUACUGUUACUUCGUGUACAACGGUAGAGAGGGUUACACCUGGCCGAACGCCCGACACUACUGCCAGUCAUUCAUGACAGAGCUGGCGUCCAUCCACAGCAGAGCGGAGGUGGAGUUCAUCCGGAACCUCAACCAUACCAAAUAUCACAACAUCUGGAUCGGCCUCACCAGAGACAGAAACUUUGGCUGGGGCUGGACGGAUCGGACAUCUGUGGGCUUCCUCAACUGGGCUCCCGGCGAGCCCAAUGCAGCCUUUCACCCCGGGGACGUGGCUGAGGAAAACUGUGUGGAGAUGUACGAGGACGGACGCUGGAAUGACAACAACUGCCUUCAAAAAAGAGGCUUUAUAUGCCGCCACCGCCAGUACUAUACAACAGAUAAUAACACAAGGCCAGUUUUCCCCACUAACGGUCCAACUCAAGGUCCAGGUCCGGAUCCUGGUCCAGGGACAAAUGUAGGGGCGAUAGUCGGCGCGAUCAUUGGAACCAUUGUAAUUUUGAGCUUGAUAGCAGGACUGCUGUUCUACCUCUUCAGUGUUCGGGGGUAUAAACUGAGAGACUUGAGCCUGCCAACAAGAGCCAGAACAACCAAUCACAUUGAUGUGCCUGCUUUCAGCAACCCCAACUUCCCAGGAGAAUCAGACACAUAAACCAUCACUCAAGUGUUGUACAGUACAUCGAAUUCUUUUUAAACAAAUCAGCGAUGAUGUUUUGAAUGCUCAAGAGGGCUAUAAGAUUCAACUCUAUUGUAUAUAUUGUAAUACACUAAUACAAAGAGAAUGUAUUAAAACUGUUUUUCUGUCAGUGUUUAUUAUUUUAUGUAAUUUUUCUGGUAAUGUCCAGAUCGCUCGUGUUUCAACCUUGUGAGAGAGAACAACAAAACAUUCCGUUAAAAAUUCCAUCACAGACGAUGGUAAAAAAAAAAACCAAAAGUUAAAAUAUUUGGUAACACUUUACUUGAAGGUAUCUACACAAGGGUGACAUGACACUGUCAUAACUAUGACAUGACACUGUCACGAACUUGUCAUAAACAUUAUGUACAUGUCAUAAACGUUUAUGACUGCUGUCAUUAAGUGUCAUUCG
Molecule: messenger RNA, 7047 nt
Organism: Epinephelus moara (kelp grouper)
Lineage: Eukaryota; Metazoa; Chordata; Actinopteri; Perciformes; Serranidae
Product: macrophage mannose receptor 1
Exons: 50
Coding region: 72-6614 (2180 amino acids)
Molecular function (GO): carbohydrate binding; signaling receptor activity
Source: RefSeq, a predicted model, not a curated record